This is a messenger RNA of Triticum dicoccoides, 1830 nucleotides long. RefSeq lists its product as uncharacterized. The coding region runs from base 323 to 1717 and encodes 464 amino acids. The record is from RefSeq and is a predicted model, not a curated record. Gene Ontology annotation, molecular function: protein binding. The transcript is spliced from 4 exons. Lineage: Eukaryota; Viridiplantae; Streptophyta; Magnoliopsida; Poales; Poaceae.
CGAAUAAGCAGCUCCCCCUUUGGGAGCCGCAGCCCCCAAUCGAAGCAGCAGCAGCAGCAGCUCCAUUCCGAGCUGCGACCGGCAAUCGAAGCAAUCAAGCGGCUCCACUCCGAGCCGCAGUCCGCAAUCAAAGCAGCUUCCUUUUUUAGUGGCUAAUCGGGAAUCAAAGCAGUCGUUUCCGGAUUACAAUCAGAAACAGGCCCUCUUUCGGAUUCAGUCUCGGCGGAAACCUAGCAGCUAUAUAUCAGUUUGAAGAGGAGACGAUCAGCUCUCUUACCAGGCAAACGGCUGCCAGAACGGCCUCGGCAAAUCCUCCCUCGACAUGAUGGAGGACAAUGAGGUUGAUAGGCUCAGCAAGUUGCCUGAUGACGUUUUGCUCAACAUUGUGGAGCGACUUGAUAUCGCUGAUGCUGCACGAACCACCAUCCUCUCGACACGUUGGAAACAGAUCCCUGCGAUACUCUCAAAGGUUGUCAUCGUGGCUGGAUCUUUUGAGCCCAAGCAUGAAAGGAGGAAGAUAACCUCAGAUGAUAUAGUUCGGGCCAACACCACCGUGCUGGAAGCUGCUAGGUGCAUACUGGGAAGGAGGGCUGGGAGUCUAUCCACCAUUCACCUGUUGUGCAUGCAAUUCUACUUGGGAGAUGAGUCUGUUUUCAUUGGCCAGACUGUUGCCAACACCAUAGCAACACAAAAGGUCGCUUCAGCCGAGUUUACAAUCAUGACGAAGGUGCGCAGAAAUUGUUCUGUUGAUGAACUGCUCACUUAUGGGAGGCAGUUCAUGUCAUUCUUUGGUUCGUGUCCAAACACAUUUGGUGGUCUUGCACGCCUCACGCUAGAGAAUUUGAGGUUGGGUGAUUCAGACUUCCCCAAAAUUUUCAGUAUAUGCAAUCAACUGGAGUUCCUCCGUCUCCAACAGUGUGAUGCGGGGAAUAUGUCUUUGCUGGAAGUGGAACACGAGCAGCUCCGUGAAUUACUGAUUUUUUGUAGCAGUAUUAAGAGGGUUGAUCUGAAGUGUGUACCAAAGCUCACAAUACUGAAAUUUAAUGCUUUUAUGUCUCCAGAAGACCCCUUCUGUCUGGGCUAUGUCCCACUGCUUCAGACUGUGACCAUCAUUAAUGCUGGUCUUUCGCGGCACAAGAUGCUCAAGUUAAGCGAGUUGCUGGGUAAGACGGCCAUAAGCAUCCUCCAUUUGAACUUCAAAUGUGAAAAGAUUUGGGUGAAACCAGAAGGUCGAAAGCAAUUGCUACCGGUGUUCCAAAAACUAAGGCUUGUGAAUUUGAUCAACAUUUCUGAAGAACGUGAUCUGACUUGGACGAUGUUCAUACUCCAAGGUGCACCCGCCCUUAAGGAACUAUGCAUCAUGGUGAGGGAUCAUUUAUGUGAAAUGACAACCGGGGAGGUGAGGAAGAGGUUUACGUAUAGCGAGAAGAAGGACAAAGGACUAGAAUGGGAACCAUCCUCCCCUGAUUUCAAGCACCACAAUCUGGUUGAGGUCAGGAUCUAUGGGUUUCAGGCAGAAGACAAAUUCAUGAGGUAUGCCAGAAAUGUGGUGGAGGCAGCGGUGAACCUGGAGGCCAUGAACCUAUAUAGAAAUCCAGGGUGUGAUAAGUGCAAGCACACGCUUCCAGGUCAGUGGACAUGGACGGAGAUGUUAUUGAUCAGAGACAAAAUCAACAACGGGAUGUCGUCACAUGCCAGGAUUCACUUCCCAAGCUGAGGGCAAGUUUUUUUCUUAAGAGAGAUAUUGCUCGCGUCUAGAAUUUUGGCAAACGGAAAUUGCCAAUGUUUGUUAUUUUGGCAGUCCGACAAGUGCGACACUGAUCGAUCCAC